AUGAGCUUAUUUACCAAACUGCGGUCUUCGAAGAAGUCCUCCAAGAAGGAGCAGGCUCCCUCAGAGAUCGGGAUUCCCUUCUCGGUGAAGCACAACAUCCACGUGAAGAUAAACCAGAGCACCGGAUGCAUGGAGGGGCUACCGGAGCCCUGGCUCAGGCUCCUGCAGCAGGCCAACAUCAGCUCUUCUGAGCAGAGCCAGAAUCCCACGGCCGUGCUGCAGGCUCUCAAGUAUUACGUCCACUCCAUCAAGAAGAAGCCCGGAGAGGUCAAGUUCAUCACCACCACCAAGACGGUGGACGAAGAAUCCAGGGAAAUCGAAGACUCCAUCACCGCUGCUGACGGCCAUUUAGCUACACCUGUAAAUAUAUCACUACCAGAUCUGGUUGAGAAAGAAUCAGUCCAAGACAAAGAGGUGAACGACGAACUGGACAAGGUGGUCAAGGAAUUGGAGACUUUGGAGACCGCUGAAGUUCCGAGCCAGACGACGGUCCUCAGGAGGAAGCCGGAGAGAAAGAAACUGUCGGACGAAGAAGUCAUGAAGAACCUCAAAACCAUCGUUUCAUCCGGUGAUCCGCAGAAAAAAUACUCCCUCGUGAAAAAAAUUGGAUCCGGGGCUUCGGGGAUGGUGUACACGGCCACAGAGGUGGAGAGCGGUCAGAAGGUGGCCAUCAAGAUGAUGGACAUCGACCAGCAGCCGCAGAAGGAGCUCAUCAUCACCGAGAUCAAGGUCAUGCAGCAGAACAAGCACCCGAACCUGGUGAAUUUCGUGGAGAGUUACCUGGUGGGUGAUGCUCUGUGGGUAGUGAUGGAAUACCUGGAAGGGGGCCCCCUGACAGAUGUGGUGACAGAGGUGCUCAUGAGCGAGGGACACAUCGCUGCAGUGUGCAGGGAGACCCUGAGGGCAGUGCACUUCCUGCACUCCAGGGGCAUCAUUCACAGGGACAUCAAGAGCGACAACGUCCUGCUGGGCAUGGACGGGACAGUCAAGGUGACGGACUUCGGGUUCUGCGCCCAGAUAGCGCCAGAGGAGAAGCGCCAGACUGUGGUGGGCACACCGUACUGGAUGGCCCCCGAAGUGGUGACCCGCAAGCAGUACGGGAACAAGAUCGACGUCUGGAGCCUGGGCAUCAUGGUGAUCGAGAUGAUCGAGGGGGAGCCCCCCUACCUCAACGAGACCCCCCUCAAGGCCCUCUACCUCAUCGCCACCAACGGGAAGCCCCGGAUACGCAACGGGGAGAGGCUCUCCCCCGACCUCAGGGACUUCCUGGACAGGUGCCUCGAGGUGGAUGUGGACAAGAGGGCUUCUGCAGAGGAGCUGCUCAAACACCCCUUCCUGCUCAAAGCAGACAGCCUCUCACGACUCACCCCCCUCAUCAAGGCCGCCAGGGUCAUCCUCAAGAAGUGA
Molecule: messenger RNA, 1407 nt
Organism: Uloborus diversus
Lineage: Eukaryota; Metazoa; Arthropoda; Arachnida; Araneae; Uloboridae
Product: serine/threonine-protein kinase PAK 1-like
Exons: 9
Coding region: 1-1407 (468 amino acids)
Biological process (GO): regulation of MAPK cascade; protein phosphorylation; intracellular signal transduction
Cellular component (GO): cytoplasm
Molecular function (GO): protein serine/threonine kinase activity; ATP binding
Source: RefSeq, a predicted model, not a curated record